Messenger RNA from Bombus pyrosoma, 458 nucleotides. It is a transcript of the gene Cby, whose product is annotated as protein chibby homolog 1. The transcript has 3 exons. NCBI's taxonomy places the organism in Eukaryota, Metazoa, Arthropoda, Insecta, Hymenoptera, Apidae. The record is from RefSeq and is a predicted model, not a curated record. The coding region runs from base 17 to 409 and encodes 130 amino acids.
UUGGUACAUAUACGCAAUGCCAUUGUUUUCAAAUAAAUUCUCCCCCAAAAAGACCCCUACAAGAAAAGUAGGAGUUUUCUUAGCGAACAAAGAUUUCAGUCCGAAACGUAUAGAAAAGGAACUGGGACCUAAUGUUGGUCCUAUACAUUUAAAAUUAGGAGACCAAGAAACUGUCUUUGAAUCUGGUUCGUGGAUCCCAGAAUCUGGUAAAAUCGGAAGCACGUACAAAGAAAAUGAGAAAUUAAAAAAGGAAGUAAAAAGAUUGGAAGAUGAAAACAACUUAUUAAAGCUAAAAUUUGAAGUACUUCUUGAUAUGUUGACACAAACAACAGCAGAAUAUUAUUCACAGAAGGAAGAACUAGAUAGACUAAAACAGAAAUUACCAUACAACAAGAACAGAGAUUCUUGAUAUAAAGAGCACAUUAUCAUAAUUCAUCCUUUCUUUUACAUAUCGAAUU